AAGCAGGGGGCAGAGGUGUUGGUGACACACUUGACGCAGGGAACACGCUGUUCUUUGUGAGUCACAACUGCCACCUCCUUUCUCCAGGAACUCUGUGCUCAAGGAAGAAAGAAAGAAAUGAAAGAAGCAGAAAAGCAAAAAGGAAGCACCUCUGUUUUAUGAAAGGUCUGCAGGGAAGGGUGAAAAGGGAAGCAGUUGCAAAGCGCGUGGGGAAAUGCUGAGCUUGGCUCAGUUGAAUCAUUUGUGCAGAACACUUGUAUCCAGAGGAGCUGCCGGGGCUGGAGCCAGGGGGGCUGGAGCCGGAGAACAUCCAAAAACCAGCUACUGCUGGGGAUCAGUCCCGAGAGUCACAGCUCAGCAGUGGCAGCAGAGCACAUUGGUACCCAUUUCUCUCCAGGGAGCAGGAUGCUGUUUGCAUGGGCUGUGCCUGCAGCACUUUGGUUGUUGGUGCACUUCACAGCAGAAGCCUGCAGCCCAGCCCACGUGCCAGCUGGCCACCCUCCCCACCACGCCGAGACCUGUGCCAGAGGGACCAUGACAGCUGACACCACUGCCCACGUCCAGCCCGGGACCAAUGUCACCCUCUCCUGCCAGAUGUCCCACCCCCAGCACGGCAGGAUAGCUAUUUUCUUUAACGACUCUGAGCUAAUUAGCAAUAACAGCCACUCAGUCAGCACCAGGUUCCCAGUCCGUGCCUACGGCAGGUUCACCUUCACCUGCAAAAUAGUUUGGGAACACAAGAAAAAACUCAUUUGUGGCAUCAUUAUAAACUCUGGAAACCCUCCAGAUGAGCCCAGAAACGUGUCGUGUGUCCAGGAGGGAACCGAUGGCCACCCCACCUGCAGCUGGGAGAAGGGCAGGUUCACCUACAUCCCCACCUCCUACGUGCUUCGGCUCUCAAACGGGACAGAUGUCAUCUGUGUGUCAGAAGAAAGCUUGAAUGAGAAGUUUGGCUCGUUGACUCUGAGCAAGCUGGAUUUUGACUCCAAUUACACCGUUGUGGUCAUCGCCUCCAACGAGCUUGGAAGUGCUUUGUCACAGCAGCUCAGGUUCAUGCUGGUGGACAUCGUGAAGCCACGUCCCCCCGACUUCCUGGUGGAAUGUGGAAACUCUUCCAGCACCACGUCCUGCACCUUCUCCUGGCACGCUGAGGCCCCAGCACAGCUCUGCAGGCUGAGAUACCGUCCUCUCACCAGGGACACCUGGAGCAGGGUUGAAAACCUGACCAGUGAGACGUGCAACCUUCAUGGCCUGGAGCCUCACACAACCUACAAGUUCCAGGUCAGCUGUAAAAUCCACCCCGAGCGAGGACUGUGGAGUGACUGGCAGACCUACCAAACCCAGACUCCUGAAGCAGAGCCCACCGGGCGCCUGGACGUCUGGUACCACCAGCAGGAUCUGGACUCCCAGAGGCAGAACAUCUCUCUCUUUUGGAAGGCUCUGAGGAAGUCUGAGGCGAGAGGACAAAUCCUGGGCUACACGGUGACCUUUGAAGCCCUGUCCCAGCAGAGCCCCCCAGCAGAAACCCACCUUGCCACCCAGACCAGCUACACCAGGGUCAUGCCCAGGGUGGACUACAAGAUAACAGUCACUGCUGAGAACUCGAGGGGCAGGUCACCCCCCACGUCCAUCACCACCAACCUGGGCACCCAGGAGCUGCCCCCUCCUCAGAAGGUCUCCGUGGUGGCCGUGGGAAGCAGCAGCAUCCUGGUCAGCUGGGGACCACCUGCCCACCCGCCGGCGCCCAUCGGUGGGUACGUGGUGGAGUGGGCCCACGGGGCAGAGGACCUGUGCCCACCAGCCUGGGUGAAGGUGCCAGCACCCAACCUGUCCACCCUGAUAGCAGAGCACCUAAAGGACAACCUGUGCUACCAGGUCCGGGUGUUUGCGCUCUAUUGGGACAGGGCUGGACAAGCCGUGUCAGCCAGAGGGAACUCCAGAGCAAAAGCCCCAUCAGCUGGGCCCCAGAUGCACAUCACACCUCAGGCCAACGGCAUCCUGGUGUCCUGGGAAGAGAUCCCUGCCCACCAGCAGAGGGGCUGCAUCGUGGGCUACCACAUCUACCUGCAGAAAAGGGGCCAGGAGGAAGCCCCGACCACCUACGCCGUUCCUGGUGCUCCAGCCCAGCACUCCCUGUACAUCACCCACCUGCAGCCCGGGCAGCUCUACACCCUCUGGAUGACAGCUUCAACAACUGCUGGAGAGGGGCCUUCAGGCAACAGCGAGACCAUCUGCCUGGAAAGUGCUGCUGUGGACUGGGUGGCUGUUGUGCUCACCUGCAGCUUCCUCAUCCUCUCAGCCUGCCUUUGUUCCGUGCCUCCGGUGAGAAAAGCCCUGCGCCCGCUCCUCUCCGCGCUGGUGCCGCGCUGGCCGAGCCAGCCCAUCCCGGACCCUGCCAACGCCGCCUGGGUGAAGAGCUGCCUGUCUGUCAAGGCUGAGCUGAGCUGGCCCUCCAACCCCUUCCUGCACAGCAGCAGCACCUUUGAAGAGCCCCAGCCAACCCCAGUAGAGGAAGCCUUCGUGAAGACCGACCUGCUGGUCCUCAAGGACCAGCUCCUCCUGGGCAGCAGCGGCAGGAGGGACUGGCUGGGGCCGGAGGAGCUGGUGUACCCGGCUCUCCCAGGCCCAGCCCUGGGGCAGGGGGACGAGCAGCAGCUGCCCCAGCUCUACCAGAGGCUGGGGGUGGAGGUGGCAGGGCAGACACAGGGUGUCUCUGAGUACAUCACCAGCCCGGUCACCGACACAGCCACCACGGGCCUGCCCCUGCUGGCUGCCGAGGACCAUCCCGAGCUCCAGGACAACCCACUGCCCGCCUUCCCAACGACUCUUCUGACACUCCUCUUCCCCUACGAAGGGAAUCUGACCUUGGAUGCAGUGAAAAUGAACUCCAGCUCCUUCCCCAGGUAGGCGGGCAGGCCGAGGGCAGCCUGGCCUGGCUUUUUGCACUUUACUGAAGUAUUUCAGCAUGUUUCAGUCCAGUGACUCACACGUGACAUCUUUAAGUGACGAGAAAAUCAUGCCCCAACCUCCCCAGCACUUCCAGCCACACCUCACGGUACCACACAGCAGCUCCUCACCCACCAGCACACUCGGGUAGCAUCAAUGACAGAAGAUCAGGAACGCCAGGGCUGCACAGCCUGGUUUCUGGAGAGAGGUUAAUUAAUGAUCCAGAUGCCUUCAGCCAGCCUGGGCUGCCCCAGGUCCCUGUCCCACGGCCCGAUGAGGAAGGGCCCAGCCUGGCAUGAUCCACCCCAGGAGCCAGAGCUCUGCUAACAAUCAUUUUAACCACUGAUCACUGAGGAGGAGCAAGGAGCUGUGCCAAGGUCCCACCUCAGCAUCCCAGUCCUGGCCAGACCACAGCUGCAGCCCCAGCUCUGCUGGGACAUCCACAUCCACUGGUGCUAAACUGGUGAUCAUGGUGUGCCAGCCUACAUGGCUAUUGAGGGACAGGGCCCAGCACAGGGGAGAAGUCCUCACCAGAAAGAAAAGCACCAGGCAGCACAUGUGCACAGGGAGUCAAAUGGACCUGGGAGAAGAAUUCAAGUAAUUUAUUGCAGUAUUCUAAUGACAGGGCUGAAGUGUGUGUUGCACACUUAAUGACUUCAUUUACUCUCUGUGUACAGAUAU
Molecule: messenger RNA, 3627 nt
Organism: Apus apus (common swift)
Lineage: Eukaryota; Metazoa; Chordata; Aves; Apodiformes; Apodidae
Gene: IL12RB2
Product: interleukin 12 receptor subunit beta 2
Exons: 18
Coding region: 406-2907 (833 amino acids)
Biological process (GO): cytokine-mediated signaling pathway
Cellular component (GO): signaling receptor complex; membrane; external side of plasma membrane
Molecular function (GO): cytokine receptor activity; cytokine binding
Source: RefSeq, a predicted model, not a curated record